ACUAGAACCCCAAAGAUGCGCGCUUUUAUCGUCUUGUGCUUAGUGGCCGUCGCCUCUGCCGAUAAGCUCGGCUACAACUACCAGCCGGUGGGACACUCCAACUCAGGAUUGUCUUUCGCUCCUGGCAGCGGCAGUGCCAAUAUCGGUGGUGGCAAUUUGGGAGGACUCGGCGGUAAUAACUUUGGCAGCCUUGACAGUGGUCUUGGCGGCUCCGGGCUCGGUGGCUCUGGACUGAGUGGUUCCGGCUUCGGUGGCUCUGGACUGAGUGGUUCCGGCUUCGGUGGCUCUGGACUGGGUGGCUCUGGACUGAGCGGCUCUGGACUUGGUGGCUCUGGACUGAGCGGUUCAGGACUCGGUGGCUCAGGACUCGAUGGACCCGUCAACUACAAUGCUGCACCUUCAUCAGAGCUGAACAAGGAAUUCUUCACCUUCAGUGCCAACGAGGAAGACUUCGAUGAGCCCCAAGCUUUGGAACGCGUCUCCAGCUCCGUGAACAAGGGUCUGCGCGUUGUCUUCAUCAAGGGACCCGAGAACCGUGGCUUGGAGAACGCUGCUUUGGCUCUGGCUAAGCAGGCUGCUGAGCAACAGACCGCCAUCUAUGUCCUGAACAAGCAGGCUGAUAUCGGAGAUCUGGCCAACAAACUGAACGCCAUCCGCAGCAACUCCAACAACAAGCCCGAGGUGCACUUCGUCAAGUACCGCACUCCCGAGGAUGCUGCCAAUGCUCAGCGUGCCAUCCAAUCGCAGUACGAUUCUCUGGGUGGAUCCAGCCAGAACCACAACGGUGGUGUUGCCAACGCUCUGAACUUCGCUUCUGCUCCUCAGUUCCGUCAGCAGAAUGCUCAGAUCCCAGAGAACUCCUAUCUGCCAUCGUCUGUGCUGCGUCGUCUGCGUUUCCGUUACUAAGUCGAAGUAUAUUCAUAUUAACCAUAUUUUUGUUGACUCUGUGUUAUCUAUUGAUUUGUCAAAUUCUUCAAAUACACUUUUUAUUUAAAAUCAA
This is a messenger RNA of Drosophila innubila, 1000 nucleotides long. RefSeq lists its product as uncharacterized. Lineage: Eukaryota; Metazoa; Arthropoda; Insecta; Diptera; Drosophilidae. Bases 16 to 906 code for a protein of 296 amino acids. The transcript has a single exon. The record is from RefSeq and is a predicted model, not a curated record.